Messenger RNA from Varroa destructor (honeybee mite), 6862 nucleotides. RefSeq lists its product as uncharacterized. NCBI's taxonomy places the organism in Eukaryota, Metazoa, Arthropoda, Arachnida, Mesostigmata, Varroidae. Gene Ontology annotation, molecular function: protein binding. The record is from RefSeq and is a predicted model, not a curated record.
CGCCGCAAGAGCACGAAAGACGAAGUCCAAGAUGGCGGCCCUCCAGCUUAAUGUGUAGCUGUCUGUUUGCAUCAAUCCGCUACCAGGCGGGUUAGUAUCGAAGCAUCGUUUGUGGGUCAUGUGUGAAUUCGAGUCCACUGGAAUCGCACAGUUCUGUGACAGGUUUCAUCCGGCAAUGCGGACUAUAGUGAUGUGGUUGGUAUAGCGAACUGCGUAAAUAUCUAACACGUGCAGAAAUGAUGGCUGUAAUCGCACUAUUGAGUUUCCGUGACUUCAAACCGUGUUCAGUAGCAAUCGCUAAGUGACAACAUAGAAAAGUCUGCCCACCUAGAAGGGCUACUGUGAAGUUCGUGCAUUGUUAGUCUUGUGUUGGCGUUGCGCGUAAAGCCUCUUUACUUGACGGAUUAUGAUGAACGCACUUGUUACAAGUCGUCUAAACAAAGAUGUUGUCUAAAGAAAAAGGCAAUAACGUAAAUGAAAUCGGAAUAUUUAUUUCGUGUUAAUGUCAGGUCACGCCGUAGAUGCACAAAGAAUAGUCUACGAAUGGUACUUUGUUCUACAAAAAGGCUGACGUGCUACUUUUUUAGAUCGCUGUCGCAAUGUGUAAAUAGUUGUAAAAAGAUCAAUCACUUGGAGAAGUUUUUGAAAGUGCCUAAUUCGUCAAUCGCUUGGACCGCAACGUUCGUUGGAAAUGUUUUUAUCUACGAAAAACAAUCAGCAUGCAUAGUCACGUGUUGUUUAGCGUCGCUCGUCCUUUUCACUUAUCUGACCAUUCCUGUGCCAUCAUAUGUUACCCUGGCAGUGCCGUGGCGAUUCCCUCCCACCUUCGGGUCGUUCAAAUGCGUCAGUGAUGCGUAAUGGGCUCCCAUCUGUAUAUCGUCACGUGUACCGUUAAAUCGACAGGGGCAACAAGCCAAGAGGCAAACGUUGCAGAACGGCCAUGAGAGUAGUAGUACUACUGCUACUACUACUAUAGUUACUACUAGUAGCAAUAGUACUAGUAGCUAAACCACGAAGACAUCGGGGGCGGGAGAAGGCCGGAGGAAGAGUAAUUCUGACGAAAAGAGAACAUUGAGACCGAUGCGAAAUGAAUUUAUCGUGGCCUUUAUCAUAUGCAGUCAACACAGCAGGCUUUAUAUGCUAGUAUGCCAUAUACUCGAGUGGCAUACUAGUUUAUGUUUCACACCGUCAAGGCAGUAGGUAUACGUGAUACGGGACUAUAACUAAAGCGCAGAAUAACAACUAGUGAACACCGUUAUCAUGACUAGUUGAAUUUGUGGCCAAAACAAUUUGUUUUGAGAACGUUUCCAGCCAAAGCUCAUGGUACAGCGUACGCUUGGAUAUAGAGUAAACAGCGUAGGCAUGUGAUAAUGACAGAAGGGCCAACGAAGACUACAACAGGCAACGAAGGCCUGGGUUUAUGCAAUAACUGAGUAUUCGAGUGCAAACUCGACAACCAAAUCGAACAGUCAUAAAUAAAAAAAAAGAAGGCACGACCAUUAUCUUUACUCCAAUAAAUGUUUUGAUAAUGUUCUGGUUCGUAUUUAAAAUAUCCUCUUUCCAAAUAAUACUAUACUUUCAAUAUAUUUCUUAGAUAUCCACUGCAGAGCCGCCAAUGCACGUGCAAACUAUUUACACUGGGAAUCUUCACAGCAAUCUAACAUAUGUGUGCUUAUGCAUGAACGAGAGAGGUGGGUGGGGGCUGGGUAGAGAACGAAUGCCCGUUCCUACGGCAUGCACAGAAAUUGCCAACUGGUUUCAUUCUUCAUUGUGAACUUCGCCCUGUGAAAGCAGCCACCGGCGUUGCUGCCAGCCACCGUCAGGAUUAUCACGUACAGGUGGCCACGUCAUCCCAAUACCACCUCUCCUUUGCUGUCCUCCCAGUUUUAACCCAGUUGUCAGACGAGCACGCUGUGCGUUUAGCUGCCCAGGCGCUAGAAAAUAGCGACAUGUCAACACAUCUCUUCUCUAAUAAACUUGCUAAUAAGCUGGCUCACUCUAAUAGUUGUGUUGGAUGAGGACGUUUGAGUGAACAAUGACAUUCCAAUUUAGGAGCGCUGUACUACUACGAUUCGGGAUGGAAUUCCCGUUUCUUCUACCACCGUCGUCCUUCUACCCAUCAUUCCCGUUUUACACUAAGUCUACAACAGAUAACGAAUUGCACGCUUUUUUCCCUGUGCCUUUCGUAACGAAGUGCAACGCACGUUUAUGUCGAACUGAGCUGCCCGAUAGGCCACACGGUAUAACACGUUCAGUCAAUACGCCUAUAAAAUGGCUAUCGGUUGAUGGACCAACAUUUCGUCCACCAGCGCCGUAGAUAUAUAUGGUUGCGCAUCUGAUUUACUAACAUUCAUAAAUAUCUAUCAAGUUGAUGCUAGCAACAUAGGUUGAACUAGAACAAGUUUAGUUCGGGAACGGCUCGUUGAGGAAAGUAACGGCUCAGGCGCGUUUAUUAACGUCUGCUCUCAUCCUUUCCCUGCCUUCCGUUAGUGUUACCUCGCUACGUCUCCAACAUUCCCAUAGCGGCCUUCUCUCAUUCGUUCUAGCGAGUUUCUCGCUUUUUCAUUCCAGUUGGAGCAAAGUGGCGGUUACCAACGAAGCGUGGCCUAUAGCACGUAGAUAUUCGCAUAUCUGUGGGUGCGUCGUGCCAGAUUUUUGUCGCUCUAUUACCACUGCGAACGGACUGACCAGUUAGCGUGCCAGUAGGGAAGCUGAUCGGUCGAGCGAACAGCCUGUACGAAGUCUAGAGAUCCAGUGCUUUCCUCGCCUAUGCAACUGGCACACAUGUGCGGCCAUAAUAGCAUUUUUCAUUCGUCGACAUUGCACCACCCCAUAUUACAGCCAAUGGCUACUUUGGAUCGGGCUUCCGAUCAACUAUCCGUGCUGCGAGCACUGCCAACGGCCAGAUAAGCUCACAACCGCAUAUUCCGAUAAAUAUUUUCAUUUUUAUGAAAUACCCAAAACAUAGUAAUAUAAUGGGCAGCACAGCUAGCUCUUCAUCUAAACAGGCGAUUGAUUUUUAGCUCAGAAGCAUCUGUAAUUUUUAAUUAAAUUAGACACGAUCGUGUGUACAUAUGCAGAGUAUCGCAAACGCAGCUCGAUUGAUUUCUUCUUAAGUAAUUAGGUGUGUAAAUAGACGAGUGCGUUCUGACUAUAGAAACGAAAAUGGCACGAGCAACAUAGAAUAGCACGCGACCGUCGUCUCUUUCGCUCAAGAUAACGCUAUACGUUUUCAGUGUGGUAACUUAUAUUUGUCAUUGCAUGCAGUGGGUUGGCCCAGUGAGUUUGAGCAUAAAGUACAAGAGCCAAUUCGCAUAUCGAUGGUGUGCAGCAACUCAUAUCCAUUUGCAAAGGUACUGUGCCACGUAAGACGUUUCCAUUUCGUGGCCAACUCCAUAGAUUACAUGACUGAGAAAGGAGUGUAGUUUCACACUUGUUAAUGUUGGUGAUUUUGCUUUCAGGUUCCCGCAGGUCUAAAUGGAGCAUUUAAAUCGGUCGAUCAGUUUCCGCCAGCAGGUCCUUGCCAGAGCGAUAAUUGCUCAGAUCGCAGUGUCCGUACUAUUAACGGUUAUCCCUUUGACUGACGGCGGCUGUGUUUCUCCUCGCACUAUCUACCCCUGCAGGUGCCGCGGCUCAGAUGGUUAUGGUCUCAGUAUCUAUUGUGAAGAGGUCAAUAUCGCGUUGUUGUAUUCGGGAAUAGUGCGACUACAAAGUACUCCCGUUUCACUACUUGAGGUGGUCAAUGCAUCAAUGCGGCAACUCUACGGCCCCAUGUUCGUAGGGCCAGCCAUUAAGAAUCUGACGCUCAGAAAUGGAGAUCUGCGCGCUUUCAGUGCGGAAGUACUGAGUCCCCUUAACGAGACGCUUAUUAAUCUCGAUUUACGAGAAAAUGCGAUCAAGGCAAUGCCUAUCGAGGCGCUGAAGCCGCUCAACAAGUUGUACUCUCUCAAUCUGUCUCACAAUCAAAUCGAAAUUGUUCCCGACCACGCGUUCGCCACACUCAGCGCGCUAUUCGAGAUCGACCUCUCGAAUAAUCGCAUCAAGAGUCUUGCCCCGAUGGCGUUCGUCGGUCAAAACAACCUCGAGAGGCUGCAUCUUCACUUCAACGACAUCGCCGUGUUCGACAAGAACACGUUUCGAAAUAUGAGAAAGCUCAAGUACCUCGAUUUGGCAGCCAACAACCUUGACAAAAUUCAGAAGACGGAUUUCCAGCAGCUGACUGGCUUGUGGAUACUGAACGUCUCGCACAAUUACAUUAAAUCGAUACCGAGGGCGACGUUUGUUACCAAUACCGUUCUUCGCGUCCUAAACAUAUCGUACAAUGCACUUAGCGAAAUCGACCAGAACACUGUCAAGGGUUUGAGGUUCCUUCGCGACUCAUACUUCCGUGGCAAUCGCAUUACUCGCGUUGAUAAGAAGGCUUUCGCCGGCUCGAAACACAUUCGAACAAUCGACCUUGCGUAUAAUCGCCUCCAGGACAUUCCCUACGAACAGUUCAAGGAACACCAAUGGCUCGAGCGUCUUUUCCUUAACCAUAAUAACAUCUCACGGAUCGCGACACAGGCCUUCAGCCAAAUGUACCAGGUGCACAUCGAUUUAUCAUACAACAAUCUCAGCUUCGUCGGCAACAGGUCGUUCUCAAACGUAGCCAAUAUGACGAUACUCGACCUAUCACACAAUCUGCUCAAUGAGAUGCCGAACGAUGCGUUUACGGACAGUGACUGCACGACGCUUAAUUUAAUGUUUAACAAUUUUACUGACAUCACCAAGAUACCGAUAGCCAAUUUAAGUUCGAUCAAAGUUUUCAAUGUCACCUACAAUCGUCUCCAAAAGAUUGACAGGAGAGCGUUUACGAAGACACGUCUCUACAACUUGGACACGGCCGACUUCUCCUAUAACAAUUUGUCGGACAUCAGUGGAAAUCCAUUUGAGAAAUUCGCUAGUAUACGGUUCCUCAAUCUAUCCCACAACUAUAUCCGAAAGGUUAGUUUUUCAACAUUCGGUAACCUCCCGACACUCCUUGAAUUAGAUAUUAGUCACAACAAUAUUUCGGAUGUGGCCCAUUCGGGCUUGGCGACAUUGGGUGCUGUUCGAGUGAUCUACGCACAGUAUAACCGAAUCCAUAAGAUGUUCGCCAUUCCGAUAGCACUCAACGAGCUCCAUGUACAAAAUAACGAAUUGCAACAGAUUUAUCCAGGCACAAUCAACGUCAUGAAUUCGCUACUUCGCUUGUAUCUGGAUAACAACAAUCUGACAAAUCUCGUUCGAGGAGCGUUUGACGGACUCAACGCGCUACAGGAACUGUCGCUCGGCGGUAACAAUAUCACCGAGGUUCCAUACGAAGCCCUCGAGGUUAUGGCGGCGAUCCAACAUCUCUACCUCCAUAACAACAGCCUAACGCUAGUAAAGAAACGUGAUUUUGAAAAGUUUCCAACGUUGCUUAACCUACGCCUCGACCAAAACCGCAUCUGGAACAUCACUUGCGAUGCGUUCGUUGGCAGCAUCCAGUUACAGCGGCUAAAUAUGAGUUACAACAAUAUGAGCGAGCUUUCGCCCACUGCCUUAACUGGACUCGUGUCUUUGAGGGUGCUCGAUCUCUCGCAUAAUCGACUGCGGGGUCUCCAAAACAAGACCCACGGACUCCUUGAUGGCUUGCUCUCACUGGAGUACCUCAACGUCUCAGCCAAUGAUAUUGGAACGAUCUCCGACAAGACAUUUCCACGGAACCCCUACGUUCCUUACCAGCUGAAAGCAGUUAAUAUGAGUUCCAACUUUUUAUCAUACAUACCUGUUCUCAAACAGCCAUCGUUGCAAAAAGUUCAUGUCUUUGAUCUGUCAAACAAUUUGAUCAAUCAGUUGGAACGAGGCGCUUUUGCAAACCUUACAGACUUGCGACAUUUGUCGCUUCGAAAAAAUUACCUGCAGAUCUUGCGAACAGGCUUUCUUGAUUUGCCUAACGACCUAGUUGAGCUAGAUCUGUCGUAUAACCGCCUAUCUGAGUUUACGCCACCUGCAGACGGCCUGUCGCCCAAUAUGGUCCUGUUGGACUUACGGCACAAUAACAUCUCAAGAAUUAGCACGAACCUUUUCCCGCUCGUGAAAAAUCGUCUCCGCCUGUACUAUGCAGACAAUCCGUUGCAUUGCGAGUGCUCACUGGCAUGGCUAGUGUCCUUUAUCCAACGAAAUCAGCGACCGCAAGAAGCUAGCCAAUGGACAAAUACGUUCUGUGUGAGUCCCGCUCAUUUAGCCGGCAAGGCAUUUAACGAAAUUGCAUUGGAGGGCCUUAAUUGCGACGGCGACCCGACAGAGCAGACUACGGGGGACGUAACGUUCCGCUUUAUACAGGUUGGACAGAGGUUCAUCGAGUUGCAGUUCUACGUUUCAUCUCGUCAAGACAUCGGGGGCUUUCGCGUCGAAAUCCGUUCAUCACAAGAGGCUUAUCUGUCGUACGAAGCCUUUAUACCGUACAACAGACGAUUUCACCGAAUACCGCGUUCGUCGAUUCGUACAAGCCAAGAGGUCGAUAUGCACACGCUUUGUGUAUUGGCCACUGAUUCAGAAAACUCAACAAGGCCAAUUGCGUCUCGUCAUCAAUGUCGAGUCUUGUAUCAGGCCAUUGGUAUAGCAGUAAGUAGGAAAACGCAACCAAGCCUAGAUGUAAUUGUGUUUGCUAUUCUUAUGCUAAUUCUCAACGGGACGCGACUUAUCUAAGUGUUUUGCCAUCAGACGGAUGCAUCCAAGAACAAGUCGUGUUUAGCCACCAGUAGUAGGCAAGUAAAAUUUGUUACGCACUGUUAUGAUAUAUGAAAAUUGACUGUAUUUAAAAAUGUUCAAGUGUGAAAAUAAAACGAAACGAAAAAUA